Molecule: messenger RNA, 1269 nt
Organism: Aureobasidium pullulans EXF-150
Lineage: Eukaryota; Fungi; Ascomycota; Dothideomycetes; Dothideales; Saccotheciaceae
Exons: 2
Coding region: 251-1123 (290 amino acids)
Biological process (GO): protein stabilization
Cellular component (GO): membrane; nucleus; cytoplasm
Molecular function (GO): adenyl-nucleotide exchange factor activity; protein-folding chaperone binding
Source: RefSeq, a predicted model, not a curated record
CUCCUGAGACUUGAGUGUUUGGUAGGUCGCAAUAACCACCGUCAAACUGGCUGCAUCUCUCGUCGGCGCCUUGCAGGAUAAUAUCCGCCAGGCCUUCUCAAGCGCCUCCACCACCCUGGAAAAGCUCACCACUCAACCUAUUCAACCCGCCGAUACUCCCACCGACCUCUGGCAGCGUGCCCAAUUCUGGUUCAGCCAACAGGACUCCUCUGUCCUUGCCGCCCUUACUCUGACCGCCAUCGCUUUAGUCAUGUCGUGGUCAUCUCGAUUCGGCUCCUGGUCUGGACGCUUCUCGCCUUUUGGUCGUUCUGGUGGCUCGGCGCAGGUCAAAGACUCGGACUACAGCUACAUUACAUCUGACGAUCUGAAGAAUGCCGAACAAAGAGAAGCCUCGCCCACCCCAUCUGGUCCGCCCAGAGAUACCGACGUGCUGGUUCUCAAGAGCAAGCGCAUCAGCUAUCCGGUGCAUUUCCCUGCCUACACGAUUGAAAGAGGCGAGCUGAAGAUUGGGUCUGUCAGAGAGCAGGCAGCCAAGAAGACUGGCGCAGAUGCACGUCGCAUCAAGCUCUUCUUCAGGGGCAAGAACAUGAAGGAGGAUGCCAACUCUUGUCGCACCGAAGGCCUGCGACACAACAGCGAGAUUAUGUGUGUUGUUGGAGACAAUGUCCCCGAGUCCAUGAGUUCGAGCGAUUCCGAGGCCGAGGAUGCGUCUGUUGAUGGUGGGGACGUUCCCAAGAGGAAGCGCAAUCGCAACAAGAACAAGAAGAAGAAGUCCAAGAAGUCGGCAACACCUUCUGGCACCCCUCUAAACGAUACUUCGAGAACGCAGUCCCCCCGCCCACCGCCCGCUCCGGUCACCCCUAUGGACAAAUUGAACGCCGUCAACUCAACCCUCCAGACCCUACUGCCUCAAUGUGUUCAGUUCUUGGCCAACCCACCACCGGAGCAAGCAAAAAGGGAGUUCGAGCACAAGCGUCUCAGCGAGACUGUUCUCGCACAGGUUCUCCUAAAGCUGGAUGCCGUUGAAACCGAGGGCGAACCAGAGGCUAGAGCAAGAAGGAAGGAGCUGGUCAGAGAAGCACAGAAUGUUCUCAACAGCCUGGAUGACUCUAUGAAGUCGUGAUUGAAGAAUUGGCUAGGCACCUGGAUCACUACAGGCGACCUAUUACGCGGUUUCCAUUCGUUGACGCAAGACAGAGGCGUUCAUGCAUUCUCUCAUUUUUUGACGCCCUGGUUCCUACCUGGAGACUCCUUAGCAGGCCCAGAAUC